This is a messenger RNA of Zootoca vivipara (common lizard), 1009 nucleotides long. RefSeq names its product THO complex subunit 7 (gene THOC7). Gene Ontology annotation, cellular component: THO complex part of transcription export complex. The record is from RefSeq and is a predicted model, not a curated record. Lineage: Eukaryota; Metazoa; Chordata; Lepidosauria; Squamata; Lacertidae. Gene Ontology annotation, biological process: mRNA export from nucleus; mRNA processing.
CGACGACGACAACGACGACGCCACCUCCUCCCACUCCAUGGCCGCCGCUUACCCGGCUGCCGUCGCUGCUGCUGCUGCUGCUGCUGCUGCCGCCACCGCCGCUGCAUUGUGGGAAGCGGCCGCCUGAGCCGGACCCACCUCGCUCGCUCGCCGCCGCCUGCAUCAGCCGCCCGCCGCCAUGGGCGCCGUCACCGAUGAUGAAGUUAUUCGCAAACGACUAUUGAUUGACGGAGAUGGUGCUGGCGACGACAGACGAAUUAAUUUGUUGGUGAAGAGUUUCAUCAAGUGGUGCAACUCCGGAUCUCAUGAAGAAGGCUACACCCAGUACCAACGCAUGCUGAGCACUCUGUCACAGUGUGAAUUUUCAAUGGGGAAAACCUUGCUUGUAUAUGAUAUGAACCUCAGAGAAAUGGAGAACUACGAAAAAAUCUACAAAGAUAUAGAAAAUAAUAUAGCUGCAGCACAUGAGAAAAUUGCAGAGUGCAAAAAGCAGAUUCUUCAGGCAAAAAGAAUACGAAAAAAUCGCCAAGAAUAUGAUGCUUUGGCUAAAGUAAUACAGCAUCAUCCAGAUAGGCAUGAAACACUCAAGCAGUUAGAAGCUUUGGGGAAAGAACUUCAGCAUCUCUCCCAUAUCAAAGAAAAUGUAGAAGACAAACUGGAGUUGAGACGAAAACAGUUCCAUGUACUUCUGAGCACCAUCCAUGAACUUCAGCAAACACUGGAAAAUGAUGAGAAGCUUUCAGAAGCAGAAGAUGCCUCAGAUACACCAAUGGUAUCUGCAGAUAAACAAUAGACAGACCCUGGAUAAAGCUCCAAAGCCUAGAAGCCAAUGGAUACUUUUUUUCUCCCUUUUGGUCUCCCGAGAAACUAGAUUGUAUUUCCAUUGGAAUGCAUUUGACUUGAUGUUUGAAAUGUCUUUUUAAUACAAUAAAUAGUUGGUAUUACAUACUUAGUCUUAGAUUCACAUUGGAUUUGUAUUCUGGAAUUAAAAUACUACUUUGGGCUUUGA